This is a messenger RNA of Monopterus albus (swamp eel), 941 nucleotides long. RefSeq names its product pancreatic progenitor cell differentiation and proliferation factor b (gene ppdpfb). The transcript is spliced from 5 exons. The record is from RefSeq and is a predicted model, not a curated record. Lineage: Eukaryota; Metazoa; Chordata; Actinopteri; Synbranchiformes; Synbranchidae. Bases 254 to 595 code for a protein of 113 amino acids. Gene Ontology annotation, biological process: cell differentiation; multicellular organism development.
AACACACGUCUGCUGCGUCUAGACUGUCGUACCAAAGAACAAGACAAUCCAUUAAGAAGGAAAGCAGACAUCUGUUCGGACGUUGGAGGGUUACAUUUACCCCAAAUUUCUUUUCAAAUGGGACCCGUCGCCUAGCGAAUAUUUCCCCCAGCCUCGCCGACUGAGUCGAAUUGGGCGCUACUGAACACCAGGCACGUUUGGGGCACUAAAAGGUUUCCACCAAGCACAGUGUACAGCAACCAGCAGCAGAAGAAUGGCAGCCAUUCCAGCAGGGGGUUCUCUCGUGGCGACCACUGACUACUACCGAAGGCGCAUCGGCUCUACAUCCAGCAGCAGCUCUUGUGGCAGUUCGGAGUACAGCGGAGAGGUCAUCCCUCACCACCCAGGACUCCCCAAGCAGGACUCUGGCCAUUGGUGGUCCAGUUUCUUCUUUGGGAAGCAGCCCGGGAUGACCCCACUGACUGAAGAGGCACAGCAGAAGGCGGGGGUCCCAGGUGCGGUGACGAAUGGUCAGAUCACUUGCGUUGCUAGGGAGAUGGUGAUGCAACGCCAGGCGAGUGAGGCCAGCAAUGCAGGAAGCCCCGCCCCCUCCUGAUCUGCAUUCUCACUCCGAUCCACACCGCACCUCGGGGGGAAUCGAACCAGCGACCGGCGCUAGGUGACGGGCGGAUGUCCCGUUUACAAUUUUUAUUUUUUUUUUAUUUUGUUUUUUUAAUUAUUGUUCAUCAUAAUAUAGGCUGCCUUACUUGUUUGUUUUUUUUCACUAACAAAAGAAUUGAAAAGAAAAAAAAAAACAAGAUGGUGGAACAGAUAAGGUCAUUUUUUUAACAUUUGUACUGUUCUGUGUAUGUAAUACCGUGGUCCAUACACAUUCUCAUGCCUUGGUUUUUAUUUCUGGCACCCUGUGUUGCAAAUGCAAUAAAGUAGACUCUUGCAGCCUA